UGGUAAGAGAAACGCCUGUCUUUUACGAAUGCACCGUUCUCGACUUAAUCAAUAUCAACACACUACGGUGCCACCUUGAGGAUCCGCCCUGGUGUCGUUCAUGUAUAAGACCUGUGCUACCAGGUAAGAAAUCCCGGCUCGUGGCUUUCCUCCUCACACCCGCCGCCUCCCAGUUUCAAGGUCUCUUUCAGCUCGUGCUGCACUCCCCCCUUGGGCUGUCGAGACAACUCAAACGUCCACUCUGGAGCGAUACACGGCCGCCAAUACUACAAUGUGGUCCGGAGGCAUGACCGCGAGCCUUCUAGCUGCGUCCGCCUUGCUAUUCCCGAGUGUUGGUUCCGCAGCGGCAGUCGAGAACCACGAGCCUGGAAACGUGGUCGUCCAAGCCUCGGCGGCGACACCGCGCACCGGGAUUCCACCAUGUGAUGCUCUGAUUGCUGCCGGCUUGGGAGAUCGACUGGUCCUUGCGACCGAGGAGGGCUACGAGGCCCGUAUCGCAACCUACUGGUCCGUCGGUGCCCGACUGCGUCCAUGGUGUCUCGUCCAGCCCCGCGACACCGAGGAGGUCUCCAGGACGUUGACCACCCUGGUCAAAACCGGGUCCGGGGCAGGCGAUUGGCACAUUGCCGUCCGUGGCGGUGGCCACAACCACUGGGCGGGCACGAACAACGUCGCCAACGGCGUGACCAUUGACCUGGCCCACUUCAACCAAACAUCCUACAACCCCCGCACGAACCUCGCCUCUGUCGGGCCUGGCGACCACUGGAAGGACGUAUUUGCCGCGCUGCUCAAGCACAACGUGACCGUCGCCGGAGGACGCGACGGCGGCGUCGGGGUCGGCGGCUUCCUGCUGGGAGGCGGCAACUCCUACUACACGGGCCGCAUGGGCUUUGGCGCCGACUCGGUCAAGAACUACGAGGUCGUGCUCGCGGACGGCGCCGUCGUCCAUGCCAACAACACGACCAGCCCUGAUCUGUACAAGGCUCUAAAGGGCGGAGGCAGCAACUUCGGCAUCGUGACCCGCUUCGACAUGGAGGCGCUGCCCGCCAAGGAUCUCUACACCGGCAUCCGCCUCAUGAGCAAGGAGAACUCGGACGAUGUCGUGGAUGCCGUCGUCGAUUUCACCAACCACGACCAGUCCUUGGCCGACGAUGCCAUGGUCGUGGUCUACACCCACAACACGGCCAUGGGCGACGACGUUCUCAUCGCCGCGUCCCGCGUCAACACCCAGGGCAACUCGAACACGACUGCUUUUGCCAAGAUCAACAGGAUCCCCGCCAUCAGCAGCGAGAUGACCCACCGGAGCAUGGCGGAUCUGGCGUUGAACUCCCAAAUCCCUGCAGGGAGCCGUUCUGUGUGGUUCACCCUGACCUUCAAAAACGACGCGUCCAUCCUGCGCAGGGCUGUCGACGCCCACCAGGCGUUCGUGGACGCGAUGAAGCAGGCCGUGAGCGCGGACGAGUUCACCACGCAGAUGGUGUUCCAGCCCCUGCCCACCUACUUCGCCGACAUCGGCCGGGCGCGCGACGGCGGCGGCGGCGGCAACGUCCUCGGCCUCGAUGCCGAGAAGGACAACGCGAUCCUCUGGCUCGGUCUCGUGACCGUCAACACCGAGGCCCAGGAGGCCGUCGCGCGCGCCCGCAUGGCCUCGGCCGCGGCGCAGAUCGAGGACUUCGCUGCCUCGGUCGGCGGCAGCGUCGGCUGGCGGUACCUCAACUACGCCGACCCCAGCCAGAACCCCCUCAAGACGUACGGCGAGGCCAACGUGGGCUUCAUCCGCAAGGUCGCUUCCAAGUACGACCCGGAAGGCGUGUUCCAGAAGCGCGUUCCCGGCGGCUUCAAGAUUUCGCGUGUGGAUUAGAUUCGAGAUCGUUAUGUGGGCCACGGGGGCAACGAGAUUUGAUAUUGGCGUUGUACUUUGUAGCGAUUGCAGCUUCGAUACCGACGUAUUCAAUGAACACUAUGACAAAAAAACAAAACCUUGGUUAU
Messenger RNA from Colletotrichum destructivum, 1989 nucleotides. Its product is annotated as Putative FAD-binding domain, PCMH-type, FAD-binding, type PCMH, subdomain 2. The record is from RefSeq and is a predicted model, not a curated record. The transcript is spliced from 3 exons. Gene Ontology annotation, molecular function: FAD binding. The coding region runs from base 272 to 1861 and encodes 529 amino acids. Lineage: Eukaryota; Fungi; Ascomycota; Sordariomycetes; Glomerellales; Glomerellaceae.